UUUCUCCCCGCAACACCAACUCGUUUCACACAUAAACAACAAGGCACUAUUAGACAGCGUCGAUUUCGUGUGACUUUGGAAGUUUUUGCGUUUCGAUUCCUGGUUUAUAAAUUGGUUACAGAAGCCACGCGCAGUCUCUCACGGCCGCUAUGUCCAGCAAGUCUCGAUGGGCCGACACCGAAGAAGACGCCCGUAUCGACGCCAAACUCAAGGAAGAGAAGCGACGCAAGAAGGCUGAAAAGGCUCGAAAGAUUGAACAAGAGAAGAAAGCACAAGAAGUUGCACAGCAAAAGGCACUCCAAUUCGACGAUGACCGGCCCUCGAAGCGACGUAGGAUCACCCCCGAACCAGGCGCAGACCAACAGGACAAGACACCUCCAGCGAAGCUAUUGCGGUUUCCAGCGGGCACCUGGGGGAAGUGCAGAAGCGUCGAGAAUUACGAGAAGCUAAACGAUAUCGAGGAGGGGACUUAUGGCUGGGUUGCGCGGGCGACAAACAAAGCUACGGGAAAGGUUGUCGCGCUCAAGAGGUUGAAGCUGGAGCCUCAAGAUCGAAACGGCCUCCCCGUCACAGGCCUGCGCGAAAUACAAAUACUGAAGGAUUGCCAACACCGGAAUAUCGUCACCAUGGAAGAAGUGGUUGUAGGGGACGACGUAUCACGGCCAGAUAACUCUUUAUUCCUCGUCCUUGAAUUCGUCGAACACGACCUAAAAUCCAUUCUUGAUGAUAUGCCUGAGCCGUUUCUCUCUUCCGAAGUAAAGCGCCUCCUAUUACAGCUUACAUCAGGCAUCGCGUAUCUCCAUGACAACUGGAUUCUACAUCGCGACCUCAAAACCUCAAAUCUCCUCCUUAACAACCGUGGCCAGUUGAAAAUUGCUGACUUUGGCAUGGCCCGCUAUGUUGGCGAUCCUCCCCCGAAACUCACACAACUCGUCGUCACCCUCUGGUACCGGGCUCCGGAGCUACUACUUGGCGCAAAGACAUACGAUGCGGCCGUAGACAUGUGGAGCGUGGGCUGUAUCUUUGGCGAGCUGAUAACCCGGGAGCCUCUUCUUCAGGGCAAGAAUGAAGUCGAUCAAGUCUCGCGCACCUUCGAGCUCUGCGGCGUUCCCACUGAAGAGACUUGGCCUGGCUUUCGUCGUCUCUCGAAUGCACGCUCAUUACGACUUCCCAAGACACAAGCUGCUACCGGAUCUGUCAUUCGCGCUCGCUUUCCUGGCCUCACUACCGCAGGCGCCAAUUUGCUAGGUUGUCUCCUAUCACUUGACCCCGAAAGAAGACCAUCGGCGAGUGAGAUGCUUCAGCACGAGUACUUCAGACAGGACCCAAAGCCCAAACCAGAGAGCAUGUUCCCAACGUUCCCUAGUAAGGCGAACCAGGAACGGCGAAGGCGUGCAGAGCCUCAUGCGCCUGUGCGCGGUGGACAGGCUGCACCACUGGGCGAUGCUGACCUCAGUGGCAUUUUUCAGGGGCGCGAUAAAGAAGAAAGGGGAGCAGGGUUUCAGUUGCGUAUGGUCUAAGUUUAUGUGCACCCUAGGUUUGCGCCAAUUUCAACAUUGUUCCUGGGAGGCGAUAGAAGCCACCAACGUUUACCACGAUAUGUGGAAAUAGACUCGAAGCACACAUGUAACUGAUUCUAUAGGCGGGCUAAGCUUAUUAUGGGGUUCAACGCAUCUGAGAACCUUAAUUGACGACCAGAGAUACAAGAUUCAAGACAGGGGUUAUGAUUAUCUGAAGACAAACUCGCCGUAAUCGGUAACCAAGGACCGAUGAGAUUAAUAUGUAUAUAGUAGAUAAGAUCAUUGAAUGAUUUCAACUCAUUUCGACCACC
This is a messenger RNA of Fusarium verticillioides 7600, 1831 nucleotides long. Its product is annotated as CMGC/CDK protein kinase. Gene Ontology annotation, molecular function: ATP binding; cyclin-dependent protein serine/threonine kinase activity. The transcript is spliced from 2 exons. Gene Ontology annotation, biological process: protein phosphorylation; regulation of mitotic cell cycle. The record is from RefSeq and is a predicted model, not a curated record. The coding region runs from base 150 to 1520 and encodes 456 amino acids. NCBI's taxonomy places the organism in Eukaryota, Fungi, Ascomycota, Sordariomycetes, Hypocreales, Nectriaceae. Gene Ontology annotation, cellular component: nucleus.